ACCUAUGGCCAGUUGUUUAGAGAGAGUCGUCGGGUAUGGUGCUGCUAUUAGUGCGGUUGAUAAAAAUCGCUUGAAACGACAAAAACAAAAGUAAAUAACAAAAAAAAAAAAUAGUUCUACAUAUACGCCAAGAUCAGCUGGUAUAGCUUAAUCAACAACAACUAAGCGUAAAUGGAUUAAAUAUUGGUCAAGUUCAAUAAACAUUUUAAAAAUAAGCAUGCUUUCGUAGUAUGUACUUGUUUUGCGCGUUUUAUUCAGAAAAAAUAAAUACUCUCAACAAGCCGCCGUUAUUGUUAUUUGUCAAUGUGAGAAACUACAGUAACUUCGAAAGGCAUUCAAACAACAACAACAAAACAAACAAAGAUGAAGAUUUAUUCCAACGAUUGUGUCACCCCAUUUCGUAAAGAAAAUAAUUAAAUAUUUUUGCUCGUGCGCAUUAUAAUUAUUUAUAAAUGACCAUCCAAACAAAAUAUAAGCGUAUAUAUACAAAUAAACUGUGCUUAUAUACUGUAUAACAGAAAAAAAAGAAAACAAAACAAAUCAAUUGCUCUAAUAUUCACAGAAGAAACCCCUACUGUUAGAGCAACUACAACGUCAACAAAAGUUUAGAAAGAAAACUAAAUUAUUUAUUUUACACAAGAUUUCAACAAAUAAAACAACAAAAAAUGAUGGCCUCAACCCCUUUGGCAGUUUGUACAAAACCGAAAUUUCUUAUAGAAAAUUUCAAAAAAUCUUCAGAUAUUCUUAGCUCUCUGUCCAUGCGUUACGAACAACUGCUGGCAAGUGAGAAAUACUACGAUUGUGUUUUUCUCAUUGGCGAACAUGAGGUGCGAUGUCAUAAGUUGAUCUUGGCCACUGCCAGCCCUGUAUUUGAGGCCAUGUUCUAUGGUCCCAUUAGUGAGAAACAGAAUAUCAUUGAGAUUCUCGAUAUGAGCUAUGACAUAUUCAAACUUAUGAUUGUCUACAUCUAUAAAGGAUUACUGGACUUUUGCGCCUUGACACUGGAGGAGACUAUUGAGCUGUACUAUGGAGCAGAGAAAUAUCUGCUCAAUGAACUUAAACUGGAAUGUUUGGAUGCCAUACAAUUGAAAUUGCGCUUCUCCAAUAUAUUGGCUGCCUUGGAGUUGAGCAUUUGUCUGGAUCUAAGUAGUCUUUUGAGCAUCUGUUUUAAUUUCUUUACACGUUGCUGUUUGAAAGAAGCCCAAUUUGUGGCCCAUUUGAAAACGCAUUACUAUCAUGUCUCCAAGGAUUGCAUAAAGACCAUAAUAUCCAUGUGCAAAGAACAAAUACCAGCCCAAAACUUGCUGUGGUUCAUUUACGAGUGGUGCCAGCAGGAAUGUGAGGAAAUGGGCCUAAAACAAACCGAAUGCUCGACCAUUAUCGAGGAUCUCAAUCUGAAGGAUAGCGAAGCCGAACUCAAGCACAUGGACAAUGACAACAAGACAAAGCUCAAGCCCCAGUAUUCACAGUCCUUGGAAAGAUGUUACUACAAGGCUUGUAGACCCUUCACUGUUGACUAUGACAACUGUGAGUGGGCAACUUGCAUUAAAUCCAACCGCUUUAUCUCCCUGCAAGGUUUAACGCUACACAGUCGUUUGACUCCCCAUCUGACGCGUUUCAGUAUACCCAGUGAUUAUUUGGAGAACAUGAUCAUAGAAAUUACAGCCCCCACUCAUGAUGACUCGCUAAUGUGGAGCCAUACAGUCAGCAAACAAUUGACCAAAUACAAUUGCGAUGUCAAUGUGAAAUGGGCCGAGGGUAUUGUGCUGUCGCCGGACAUAGAGUACCAGAUAAAGCUCUUGUGGCAUCCCUCUCAAAGCCAAGGUGCCGAAUAUCCCUGCUCGUUAUUUUCUAGCCAAGUCGAGGGCAUACAAUUUCGAGAUUUGGUUACACAUAGCGGUAGUCUAAUUAAGGGUAUACAUUUUGUAAACCUAGUCUAAGCUAAUAUUUCAAGGGCUUUGAGGGGAACAAAAGUAGCAUGCAUUGAAAGACCCAGGACUAGCAUACCUUCUUAGUAAUAAUAAUGAAAAUAUAAAUAAAAAUAAUUUCUACUAUCUAUUUAAAUUAAAA
Messenger RNA from Stomoxys calcitrans (stable fly), 2070 nucleotides. Its product is annotated as BTB/POZ domain-containing protein 6. The transcript is spliced from 2 exons. Gene Ontology annotation, cellular component: cytoplasm; nucleus. NCBI's taxonomy places the organism in Eukaryota, Metazoa, Arthropoda, Insecta, Diptera, Muscidae. The record is from RefSeq and is a predicted model, not a curated record. Gene Ontology annotation, biological process: regulation of proteolysis; proteasome-mediated ubiquitin-dependent protein catabolic process. Gene Ontology annotation, molecular function: ubiquitin protein ligase binding. The coding region runs from base 666 to 1940 and encodes 424 amino acids.